This is a messenger RNA of Racocetra persica, 153 nucleotides long. The record is from the annotation of a GenBank genome assembly. NCBI's taxonomy places the organism in Eukaryota, Fungi, Glomeromycota, Glomeromycetes, Diversisporales, Gigasporaceae.
CCCAGAAAGUUUACGGUAAUGAAUCUUUGAUUCAAUACGAGGUUUUCGGAAAUGGUUUUCCUGAUGAAUGUUUAGUGCAGGAAAUUUACGAAGAUAAUAUUUCCGGUUUUUAUGAAGGUUUUGGUGAUGGAAAUCUUUGUUGGCCUUUUAAUG